This is a messenger RNA of Pantherophis guttatus, 3974 nucleotides long. It is a transcript of the gene EFCAB8, whose product is annotated as EF-hand calcium binding domain 8. Gene Ontology annotation, molecular function: protein binding; calcium ion binding. Lineage: Eukaryota; Metazoa; Chordata; Lepidosauria; Squamata; Colubridae. The record is from RefSeq and is a predicted model, not a curated record.
CCUCCUGAAUCGGUGCCUAAACAUGCAACAGGAGUCCUACCCUCGAACCCAUGGUUCUUGGUUAGGGAGGAACCUCAACUCUCUCGGGAGUUCGGGGAACGAGUCUCAAAUCAGCACUCUAGGAAAGCUGAGUCUCUAUGCCUCUGUCACGUGGGGAGGUGUGGAUUCCGAGGGAGAUGUGGCCUUUAAACAAGUAGCACAGGCUCCACCUCCUGCAAUGAGGCUUCCGGGAAUCCUGAGCAAGGCCGGCCGCCUGUGCUCAUCCCACCGGCACAUGAUGAAGUUUGCAGAUUUCUACGACGAAGCCCGUUGCAAACAGCUGGAAGAACAGAUCAACUAUGACCACCUGCAGAAACUGGAGCGGACGUUCCGAGAAGCAGAUGUGGACGGAGAAGGCCUUGACAUGGAACGGUUCCGUAAAGCAAUCAAGAAGAUCCUGGGAGAACUUUCUGAUGAAGAUGUGGAUGUCAUUUUCAUGAAGGUGGACGCCAACUGUGAUGGCUCUGUGGACUGGGAGGAGUACUUGAAUUACAUGCUCCGGGAAUAUCGUGGGAAGGACGACAUGCUGAAGAGCAAGUGGCUUCCAGAGUUCCAGACAAACAUGAAAAGCAUCUCGGUGUCCCACUCGGAGGACAUUGUCCGGAUCCAGUUUUUUCCGAGCCAGACUCGGGGCGUCAUGGACCACAGGGAGAGAUCGUGGAAAAGUAGCAGCCGGCCCCCCUCGGGACGAUUCCUGACCGUGAGCAGAGACGGCAUCUUGCAUUACUGGAGCGAUGCCUUUAAGAUGCUCCGGACAGUCUAUCUGGACCAGACGAAGCGACGUCACAGUUUGAAGCUCUGGGUGAUUGACAUGUUAUGCCUGCCCAACCUUAACCUCUUGGCGGUUUCCACCACAGACCAGGAUAUUGAGUUCUUUGACAUUGGAGGCAGCAAAUGUGACCGCCUGUUUUCCUUGGUCGAUCUGGAUGGAUGCGCCACUGCCAUGGACUACUGGACAGAUGGGUGCAAAGGGGUUUUCUGCGUUGGCGACUUGAAGGGCAACGUCCUGAUUUUCACCUCCACAGAUGUGGUCACCAACGGCCUCUUCAACAUCCGUGGCUACAUAGGGGGCUUAGGCAGAGUGCCCGUCCAUCUGCUGAUGAAGGGGAAGACCCUGCUGUACCGAAAUUUCACCGUAUCAGCUGUGCACGGAGACUGGUGUCAACAGGUGAUGUACAUUCCCCAGCUCAAUUUGGUUGCUUCCUGCACACCGGCUGAGAAAUCUGCCAUGGCGCUGACCUCUCUCCCCCUGCAUAACAUCGGGAAAAUCCAGUCGGCUUUGAUUGUCCUGCGGAAGGGGAUUCUGUGCUUUGAUUACUCUGCCGAAAUGAACAUUGUGGUGACUGGGGGCUACGAUCCCCUGAUCCGAAUCUGGAAUCCGUACGUCACCAACAGUCCCAUCACUCAGCUCAAGGGCCACUUGACAGCUGUCACUCACAUCAUGAUCAACGGGCAGAAGAAAACCAUCGUCAGCAUCUCAAAAGACAAGAAUAUUCGCGUCUGGGAUCUGCUGGAUCACUUCUGCCUGCAGUCGAUUCAUGGCCGGAACGUCCCUCUGGGCAACUGCCCCAUCUCUUCCGUCUACUAUCACCGGCAUCAGAAUAUCUUGAUCUGUGCUACUUACAAGAUUGGGUUGUUCUUUGGUGCUGAAUUCACCGAGACGGAAUUGAAGACCCAAGAACCUCUGCUGUGUUGUGCACUCUACAACAAGAUCUUCAAACAGGCAGUCAGCGGUUAUUACAACGGGAUGGUCACUGUUUGGGAUGUCAUGACAGGACAGAAGAUUAUGGAGUUCACCACCACCUCAGACCAAGCCCUGGAGAUGAGCGCCAUGAUCUUUGAUCCGCCAGAACGACGACUCAUCACCGCUCUGAAAAACGGGAUGAUCAAACUGUGGAACUUCAACAACGGGGCUUGCCUGAUGGAGAUUCCCAUUGAGGAGAAGACUGAGACCAACUGCAUCUUUUACAUGAACCACAGGAUUUUUAUCACAGAUUGGACCAAGAGAGUGACGUGGUACCGAGACUCCAAAGACGAGAACAACGUGAUUGAAUGCAAGCACUGGAAGUCCUACCACGCGGAGGACAUCAUCUCCAUGGAUGGGUACGCCAAUAAGCUCCUGGUCACUUCCUCCAGCAACGGAGACAUUGUCCUCUGGUACGUCAACUCUGGGCAAGCCUUCUGCCGCUUCAACGCCUCCGAGAGUCCCCUGCCGCUCGCUCCCAAACGGGAGUUCGCCAUGAGUGCAGAGCCCCCUCACCAGAGUGCUGAGGCCAAGAAGGUGGAGACCCAGCCAAGUGAGAAUGAGAAGAAGUACUGGGCCUAUCCAAGGUUACAGACCACCUCAACCUCAGCCCACCCUGUGCGGCCCACCAGCGCGAAAACCCUCGUCGCACCUUCUGGUCCCCCCAAGCGCCCCUCUUCAGCUGUGUUUGGAAGCCAGACCACGAAGCCCCAGGCAGCUUGGAGCUCCAAGGACAAAAUGAAGAGUAGCAACCUUCUCCAUGUCCCGGCCGUGGUGGAGAGCUCCUUGAGGAGGGAGAGCCUGUCAUGGCAAGAAGAGAUCAAGGCUUCCCAACGAUCCGUAGAGAAGGUCCUCUUCCUGAAGACUCGGGACCGAAAGCCCCACGUGGCCGUUUUGCUGACCAGUUGCAUGGACGGCUUCCUUUAUGCUUGGUCGGUGGAAAAUAAAGGAGGGAUGUUGGGCAAAUUCCGAGCUAGCCACACCAACGGCCGGGACUCCGUGGUCUGCACCAUGUCCACCGACGACAAAGAGUUGAUCCUCUUGACUGGAGAUUCCUUGGGUUACAUCAAGAUCUGGGACAUCAUGGAUUACUGCACAGGACCGGAAGUACAAGAUUCCAGAUUAGAUCUGGGUGAGGAAUUUCUACCCAAGAGGAACGCCUUCUGUGACUUAAUCCCAGAUUACUGCAGAAUUGCUUCAAGUUUUUCAGACGACAGAGCAAUCCAGCAGGAAUACGAAGGCUGGGUCACCAACCUGAUCCCUCCCGUCUGCCUGAGUUCUUGGCGGGGUCACCUAAAAAAUGUGAUCAGCCUCCGAUACGUGGAAAAGUUCAAAGCUGUCCUCACAGCCAGCCAAGACUGCACCAUUAAACUCUGGCUCUUGACCGGAAGACACAUGGGGACCUUCGGACAGUCGUUAUGGAAUCUGGGAAUAUCACACUUAAUUCCAGCAGAGGUCCCCGAGGAAAUCCGUCAUGUGGCAUCUCUACACACCCUCAAGGUUCUCAAUGAGGGCCGGCAACCUCACUGGGAGAGCACCCGCAAAAUUGUGAAGACCCUGAGCCAGCAGAGGAGACAGCAGUCCAUUCUGAUGGACUUGGUGAGUCCCAAGUCCUCCCUCAGCAUCGAGGCUGUGGAGAAGAUGCAGGACCUCAUCCAGAAAGAGACGUGGAUGACCCGGUAUAACGACGAGCAAAUCGAGGCUUCCUUUCAGAGAUGGGAGGAGUCUGGGAAGAAAAGCGACAUUCUGGGCCACGCCUACAAGCAGAAGUCCCGUCGGCCUUUGCUGAAGCAGCUUCCGGAGGUGAAGGCCUCGGUGGCCAACAAGGACCAGCCGCGGAUCUACCACUGUAUCCAGUACACGGACCUUCACCCGUUGAUCAGUCCUCAAAUCCCCGAUGUUUUGGCGGAAGCCCAACAGAUGCAGGCUUUGGCGGACAUCAAAGGUCUCCGGAAGGGAAAACGAUGGAUGGCCUUGACUGGCGUGAUGAAGCCCACUGUGAAGAACAUGAUGGUACGCAGGAACGCCCUCGUGGCCAAGGAGUGAUUCCCCCAACCCAAAUGUUCAGGAGCUCAAACUUGCAACUCUUUCCAGGCCCGAUCCGGUCCCGUCUCCAAAUCCCGGCGGAAGAUUUUUUGCAAAAGGGUUUUAAGCGGCCGAAGGUUGAAAAUAAAGAGAAGUAGUGAAAGUU